This is a messenger RNA of Didymodactylos carnosus, 777 nucleotides long. The record is from the annotation of a GenBank genome assembly. NCBI's taxonomy places the organism in Eukaryota, Metazoa, Rotifera, Eurotatoria, Philodinida, Philodinidae.
AUGUCAGCAAUAAACGCAUUUAUUCAUAGUGUUGCAGCAACGGUCACUGGUCAUGGUGAUUCAUCGAAACAUGGUACCCCAACAUCGCCUCAUACGCCUGUUAGUACUCAAGCUCAAUCGGCUCAAUCGGCUUCUCAUUCAGCUACGAUGCAUACAACAACAUGUGAUGAUGUCAACGUAAAAUCGGUUAUUAGUACGGAUACACAAUCAAAAAUAAAGAUGGAAAAUCAAAACAAAAUUGCAUCAUUAAUGUCAAAAUUGGGUUCAACACACUCACAAAUCGAUGAGUAUUCAAAACGAAGAACAGAGGAAAUAAGUGAUGCUGUUAGACAAUCAAUAACAAAAAUUGUUACUGAAACACAAGCAGAACAAACAGUAUUACUACAAGAUGCCAAUAUUCGUUCAGUUGAGAUUGAACAAGAAUAUAAAUUAAAAUUACAAAACUAUCUUGAAAAAUUAGAUGAUGAGAAAGCACAGCUUUUAGCACAAUUAGAAAAAGAAUUAAAUCUACGGCAAGAUCGAAUAUUGGAUGAUGCACGAAAACGUAUCGACGAUUUAAAUGAACAGGCAAAUCGACUGAAAAUGAAUGUGUUGAAAGAAGCUCAAAUAGCUGGUAAUGCUAAGAUAGAACAAAUAACUGAUCAAGUUGCUGCAUUGGCUGCAGAUGAUGCAUCACGUCGUAUGCAAUCAACAACAACAACGGUCGUAACAACACAAGCAAAAUCAGUUGGCGGCCAUUCGUCACAUAUUGAAAUAAGUGAGCAUAAACGUCAUUAA